AUGGGAGUGACCCUCGGGGUAUGUACUGCUGGGUCUGAUGAACCUGGCCCAGAGGGCCUCACGUCCACCUCACUGCUGGACCUUCUGCUCCCCACUGGUCUGGAGCCACUGGACUCAGAGGAACCCAGUGAGGCCAUGGGACUAGGAGCUGGCCUGGGAGCUCCGGGCUCUGGCUUCCCUAGUGAAGAGAGUGAGGAGUCCCGGAUUCUGCAGCCGCCACAGUACUUCUGGGAAGAGGAAGAGGAAUUGAAUGACUCCAGCCUGGACCUGGGACCCACUGCAGACUAUGUUUUUCCUGACUUAACCGAGAAGGCAGGUCCUAUAGAAGACAUAAGCCAGGCUCAAGAGGUGCCAAGCCCCCCUUCACCCUUGCCCAAGAUGAAUCUGGUUGAGCCACCCUGGCAUAUGCCUCCUGAAGAGGAGGAGGAAGAAGAUGAAGAGGAAAAGGAAGAGGCAGAGGAAGAAGAGGAGCUGCUCCCUGUCAACAGAUCCCAGGAAGAGACCAAAUCUCAGGUCCAUGACUUUUCUCCCAGCAGCACUAGCCAGAGUCCAGGGCCCACUAAACAGAGGCAAGAAGAUUCUGGGGACCAGGCGUCAUCAGGUGUGGAGGUGGACAGCAGCAUAGAACCAAGCCUGUCACAGUUCUCAAUCAGCCCAAGUACAGCAACCCUGAGGGACCAGGAUUUCUCAGAGGCAAUGGGCACGAUGCUGCCAGCUACAGGGUUUGGGGCAGAGUUUGAGGCUCCCCAGGAAGUAGUUAAGGAUGCUACUGUGGGAGCAACCGAAUUGGCUGCAAAACAAGGAGAAAUGCCAUCCUCAGCCUCCUUUCCGCAAACAGCAGCUCCAAGUGGGACUAAGACUCCAGAGGAAGAUCAUUUUCACCCCAGGACCUCAGGCCCUUUCUCCCAGGCCCCCAAAGGGAUGGAACUGACGCCUUCUUCUGCUACCUUGGGGCAAGAAGAUCUCAAUCAACAGCUCCAGGAAGGGCAGGCAGCUGAAGCUCAAUCUAGAAUACCCUGGGAUUCUACUCAGGUGAUCUGCAAAGACUGGAGCAACCUGGCUGGGAAAAACUACAUUAUUCUGAACAUGACAGAAAAUAUAGACUGUGAGGUGUUCCGGCGGCACCGCGGGCUGCAGCUCCUGGCCCUGGUAGAGGAGGUGCUGCCCCGCCACGGGAUCGGCCACCAUGGGGACUGGCACAUCUCCCUGAGCAAACCCAGUGAGAAGGAGCAGCACUUGCUAAUGACCUUGGUGGGCAAGCAGGGGGUGAUGCCUACUCAAGAUGUCCUUUCCAUGCUGGGUGAUAUCCGCAGGAGCCUGGUGGAGAUCGGCAUCCAGAACUAUUCCACCACAAGCAGCUGCCAGGCACGACCCAGCCAGGUGCGCAGUGACUACGGGACGCUCUUUGUGGUGCUGGUGGUCAUCGGUGCCAUCUGUGUCAUCAUCAUCGUACUUGGCCUGCUCUACAACUGCUGGCAGCGCCGGCUGCCCAAGCUCAAGCAUGUGUCACAUGGCGAGGAGCUGCGCUUCGUUGAAAACGGCUGCCACGACAACCCCACGCUGGACGUGGCCAGCGACAGCCAGUCGGAGAUGCAGGAGAAGCAGCCCAGCCUGAAUGGAGGCGGGGCUGUCAAUGGCCCUGGUGGCUGGAGCUCCCUCAUGGGGGGCAAACGGGACCCCGAGGACUCCGACGUAUUCGAGGAAGACACUCACCUGUGAGGUGCCCUGGCCUGGACGUUGCAAGCUGGCUGAGGCCUCCGGUGGUCAAGCGCAGCCGCCGCUUCCUGCUGCCCCCCA
Echinops telfairi (small Madagascar hedgehog) is the source of this 1797-nucleotide messenger RNA. It is a transcript of the gene PODXL2, whose product is annotated as podocalyxin like 2. The transcript has 8 exons. The coding region runs from base 1 to 1719 and encodes 572 amino acids. Lineage: Eukaryota; Metazoa; Chordata; Mammalia; Afrosoricida; Tenrecidae. The record is from RefSeq and is a predicted model, not a curated record.